Molecule: messenger RNA, 1093 nt
Organism: Brassica oleracea var. oleracea
Lineage: Eukaryota; Viridiplantae; Streptophyta; Magnoliopsida; Brassicales; Brassicaceae
Product: 60S ribosomal protein L7-1
Exons: 6
Coding region: 195-965 (256 amino acids)
Biological process (GO): maturation of LSU-rRNA from tricistronic rRNA transcript (SSU-rRNA, 5.8S rRNA, LSU-rRNA)
Cellular component (GO): cytosolic large ribosomal subunit
Molecular function (GO): RNA binding; structural constituent of ribosome
Source: RefSeq, a predicted model, not a curated record
AAUUUGACCCGGACCGUAACUAGGUCUGUCUUAAACAGACAGAGAGACUUAAAAGUUGAUAAACCCUAAGUCUCAGACAGCGGUUCUCGAACCAAAAGGACGAUACUGCCGCCGUCUAACUUGGAAUCUCUUCAACCACCGUUCGAUUGCUUCGUCUCCACCGUGACUAGAGAGAAAGAGUAGAGAUAAUAGUAAUGGCUGAAGAAGAAGCUAAGGUGAUGGCUGUAGAAGAAGCUAAUAAGGGAUUGGACUACAUACCUGAGGUUAUACUUAAGAAGAGGAAGAACAGGGAUGAGCUUGCCUUUAUCAGGAAGAAGCAACUUGAGUUGGGCAAUUUCGGCAAAAAGAAGAAGAAAGUUGCUGAUAUCAAACGACCUGAAGACUUUGUUCUUGAGUUCAGGGCUAAGGAAAUAGACCUUAUCCGGAUGAAGCAAAGGGUAAAGAGGCCAAGGGCAACUCCUCAACCAGCAAAAUCAAACCUUGUUUUCAUCAUACGCAUACAAGGUAAGAAUGAUAUGCACCCAAAGACCAAGAAGGUUCUUAACAGUAUGCAACUAAGGAGCACUUUCACUGGUGUAUUUGCCAAAGCAACUGAUGGUUUGUUUCAAAAGCUUCUCAAAGUCCAGCCUUACGUCACUUAUGGGUACCCAAAUGGUAAGAGCGUUAAGGACCUCAUAUUCAAGAAGGGAUACACAAUAAUAGAAGGCAAUCCUGUUCCUCUUACCGACAACAACAUUAUCGAACAGGCUCUAGGAGAACAUGGUAUCUUUUGCAUAGAAGACAUUGUCAAUGAGAUAGCAAGAGUUGGUGAUCAUUUCAGAGAGGUUAUGAGGUUCUUGGGACCCGUGAAACUCAACAAGCCAGAGGCUGGUGUCUUGCACGGGAAGAAACAAGUUUUCAGCGAUGGAGGAGAUACUGGAAACCGUGAAGAUAAGAUCAAUGAUCUCAUAAUCAAAAUGAAUUAGAAGCAGCCAGCAACAAUCCAUGGAACCGCUAGCUACUUUACUAUGUUUUCCUUAUAAAAAAUCUGUAUGAAGCUAAAGACAAAUGCUAGUGCAAUUUUGCUUAAAAAACAUUCUCAAAUUUAUAGUUA